Messenger RNA from Andrographis paniculata, 2301 nucleotides. Its product is annotated as succinate dehydrogenase [ubiquinone] flavoprotein subunit 1, mitochondrial-like. The transcript has 16 exons. The coding region runs from base 134 to 2020 and encodes 628 amino acids. Gene Ontology annotation, biological process: tricarboxylic acid cycle; mitochondrial electron transport, succinate to ubiquinone. The record is from RefSeq and is a predicted model, not a curated record. Gene Ontology annotation, molecular function: flavin adenine dinucleotide binding; electron transfer activity; succinate dehydrogenase (quinone) activity. Lineage: Eukaryota; Viridiplantae; Streptophyta; Magnoliopsida; Lamiales; Acanthaceae.
AAUUCCUCAAGACAUUUUUAGCACUUCAAUCUUCGCCUUCUUCUCCGCUGUUGCCUUUCGUAAUUCACAGAGACUGACCUCACUCGCCAUUCUAAAGCUCUCAAAAUCGGCGUUCAAUCGGAAUACGGCGGAGAUGUGGCGAUGCGCCUCCCGUGCCUUCAGCAUUCAAUCAAAGAAUGCCGCCUCCCCCGGCUCCAUCCGGCGUCUAUUCUCCGUUCAAUCUAAUCGUGGAUCGCCACAAUAUACCGUGGUGGAUCAUACCUAUGAUGCGGUGGUGGUCGGCGCAGGAGGUGCAGGCCUCCGUGCGGCGAUAGGGUUGUCAGAGCAUGGAUUCAACACAGCUUGCAUUACCAAGCUAUUCCCCACUCGCUCACACACAGUCGCUGCACAGGGUGGUAUUAAUGCUGCAUUAGGGAAUAUGACCGAGGAUGACUGGAGAUGGCACAUGUAUGACACAGUUAAAGGGAGUGAUUGGCUCGGUGACCAAGAUGCUAUUCAGUACAUGUGUCGAGAAGCCCCCAAAGCUGUUAUUGAGCUAGAAAAUUAUGGGCUACCUUUUUCUCGGACUGAAGAGGGGAAGAUUUAUCAACGUGCAUUUGGUGGUCAAAGUCUUGACUUUGGAAAAGGUGGACAAGCAUAUCGUUGUGCCUGUGCUGCUGAUCGAACUGGACAUGCUUUGUUGCACACACUAUAUGGACAAGCAAUGAAGCAUAACACACAAUUUUUUGUGGAAUAUUUUGCGCUUGAUUUACUCAUGAGCAAAGAUGGUAGCUGCCAAGGUGUAAUUGCCUUAAAUAUGGAGGAUGGCACACUGCACCGGUUCCGUGCUGCCUCAACAAUUCUGGCUACUGGAGGUUAUGGAAGGGCAUACUUUUCUGCUACCUCUGCUCAUACCUGCACUGGAGAUGGCAAUGCUAUGGCUGCUCGUGCUGGGCUGCCACUUGAGGAUCUCGAAUUUGUUCAAUUUCAUCCAACAGGCAUAUAUGGUGCUGGGUGUCUCAUCACUGAAGGGUCUCGAGGUGAAGGCGGUAUUCUUCGGAAUAGUGAAGGUGAAAGAUUCAUGGAACGGUAUGCCCCAACAGCCAAGGAUCUUGCAUCUAGAGAUGUGGUAUCAAGAUCUAUGACAAUGGAGAUUCGAGAGGGGCGUGGUGUUGGUCCCUUAAAAGAUCAUAUCUACCUUCACUUGAAUCACUUGCCUCCGGAGGUUCUUAAGGAGAGACUUCCUGGAAUUUCUGAGACAGCAGCCAUUUUUGCUGGCGUAGAUGUUACAAAGGAACCAAUUCCUGUCUUACCCACUGUUCAUUAUAACAUGGGUGGAAUUCCUACAAAUCACUAUGGAGAGGUGGUUACCAUCAGAGGCGAUAAUCCCGAUCAUGUGAUUCCUGGAUUAUUUGCUGCUGGAGAAGCUGCUUGUGCAUCUGUCCAUGGGGCCAAUCGGCUUGGAGCCAAUUCUCUUCUUGAUAUUGUUGUCUUUGGUCGGGCUUGCGCAAAUCGGGUUGCAGAGAUCAGCAAACCAGGAGAGAAGCAAAAGCCACUAGAAAAUGAUUCUGGAGAAAAGACCAUUGCAUGGUUGGACAAAAUUAGGAACUCUAAUGGUUCCCUUCCCACCUCAAGUAUUCGACUGAAGAUGCAAAGAGUAAUGCAAAACAAUGCUGCAGUGUUCCGCACACAAGAAACACUCGAGGAAGGUUGCCAGUUGAUCGAUCAAGUGUGGGAGAGUUUCCAUGAUGUGAAGUUGACAGAUAGAAGCUUAAUAUGGAACUCAGAUCUGAUAGAAACGAUUGAGUUAGAAAACCUUUUGAUUAAUGCCUGCAUUACCAUGCACUCUGCAGAGGCAAGGAAAGAAAGCAGAGGAGCUCAUGCACGUGAGGAUUUCAAUAAAAGAGAUGAUCAGAAUUGGAUGAAGCAUACACUGGGUUACUGGGAAAACGAGAAAGUCCGGCUAGACUAUCGACCAGUCCACAUGAACACGCUUGAUGAUGAAGUUGAAUCCUUCCCUCCAAAGGCUCGUGUUUAUUGAAGCCCUUAUGGCCAACAACAGGUUCUUGAGAUUUUGAUCUUUGCUGAAAUGUUGUGUUAUGAUGCAGUAAUAAAUUUACGGAAACAAAAUUUCUUUUAAUUGAUAAUAAAUGUAGCGCCAAUAUUACUGUGUGAUACGACGGUCGUGCUCAAAUCAACACAAAACUGUCCAUCAGUUUCGAAAUCCAAUAUUAACUGUAUUGGUGCUAGUUGUGUUUUAAGAGCACGAUUUGUACGGUACAAUUCAUUGUGUUCAAAGUUUUAUCUUAUGCAUUGGAUCAA